Pseudomyrmex gracilis is the source of this 2521-nucleotide messenger RNA. RefSeq names its product NADH dehydrogenase [ubiquinone] 1 alpha subcomplex subunit 10, mitochondrial (gene ND-42). Gene Ontology annotation, cellular component: cytoplasm. The transcript has 4 exons. Lineage: Eukaryota; Metazoa; Arthropoda; Insecta; Hymenoptera; Formicidae. Gene Ontology annotation, biological process: mitochondrial electron transport, NADH to ubiquinone. The record is from RefSeq and is a predicted model, not a curated record. The coding region runs from base 174 to 1439 and encodes 421 amino acids.
UCAUCCGGACCAACGACCAACUUCAAGCAGUUGGAGUCGAUGGAGCAAGGAAAAGGUUAGGUCAUCUAGACCUCAAAUAUAUCGAGCAAUGUUUGUCUCUUUCACAAAUGUGUGUAACGAGUAACAUUUAAAUUUGUUUCACUCAGAGAUAUAUAUAUAUUUAUAAUAAGAAAAUGGCAUCAAUUGUUCGCGUUGGUAUCGCGAAGAUUGGAUACAAUAAUCUCACUAGGCGGUUAUGUAAGGUAAAAACUACCAGCAAUGUAACGCAAGUAGCAUUCAUCUCGCAUAAGUCAAAGCGAGUAGGUCGACGACAGCUUGCGCCUUUUGAUUACUUCAACAAGAAGUAUGGUUUUUGGGCUAAGCUUUUCGAUCCAAUGGUGGAUCGGUGCGACGAAAAUAGCAAGAUAAUUGUUGUUGACGGCCCUAUUGCUGCAGGAAAGUCUGAAGUGGCUGCAAAACUGGCAGAAGAGUUUGAAAUGGUUUAUGUACCACCACCCUCUUUCGACGAUUAUUACAUAAAUCCUUACGGAUACGAUCUGCGCACACUGGAUGACAGAUUGUCUCCGGGUGCACAGUCGUGCGAUAUCCAGAAAUUUCUGACAAAUCCUCAUCAUGUCAAUGUGCCCAUGUUUCAACUUAACUUCCUACAAUUCAGAUAUGAUCAGUACAUCACUGUCGUUUUACAUUUGUUGUCAACCGGUCAGGGAGUGGUGCUAAACCGAUCUUUUUAUUCCGAUGUUGUGUUCGCAAAAGCAAUGGCAAAUGCUGGUUACUUACGCCCACAAGCGCUGAAAUUUUAUCAAGAAACUGCAAGAUUUACUCAUUUAGAGAUGAUGAGACCUCAUUUAAUCGUUUACCUGGAUGUACCUGUAGACACAGUCAAGGAAAGAAUUAAAAAACGUGGUAUACCAUACGAAGUGAAUAGCAAAGUGUUGACAACAGACUAUCUACAAGACAUUGAGAAUACAUACAAACAGGAUUAUUUGAAGAACGCUGCGACACAUUCUCACGUGCUGAUCUAUGACUGGACAAAAAAGGGUGAUAUUUCCACCAUGGUUGAGGAUAUUGAGAUGUUGAACUUCGAUUACGACAAGAAAGAGAAAAAAAUGAGAGAUUGGACGUUUGAAAACGUACAGGAGCUGCGAAGGAAGAGAUGGCUUUGCAUAAAUAGAGAUUUUCUCCAUGUAGAUUAUAUGAGAUACGACUUAUCAUGUCCGGAAAUGCACUAUACUCCUGAGGAAGACAAAGAAAUAGAAGAUAUAAUGAGAAUAGUACCCGGAGAAAAGUAUUUGAAAGGAUUUAAUCCUGAUCAGGGAGAUAAAGUUUUGUGGAAAGUUUGGGACGAACCGCCCCUUGGUGGAACUUUAAUACCUUAUUCGCGGGAUUUAGAUAUACUAAAGAACGAAGUAGAGAAACUGAAGGCCAGUGCAACGUUAUAAAAGCAAGGAAACUAUAUUUAAGCGAAAACAAUAGUUUGUAAACGAUGAUUAGAAUGAAAAUAAAUAUUUGUGUCAACACCAGGAAACAAAUGUUUUUUCCAACGACUCUUGGCUAUUGAUUUUCUUCUCUUUAUACUAUUGUCACAUUUAUCCGCACUAGUGGCAUUUUAAUCUUGAUAAGCGUAUUGAAAAUAAAUAUUACAAUAAUCUAUAAAGUCAUGUCAGAAACAGAUGUAUCAGUGAAAUAUCGUAUUUAAAAUAAAAAUCACCUUUGCUUGUAAGUAGUUUUUACAUAUGUAUAAAUUAUUAUUUUUCAUGACAUCGCGCAUAACAUUUAACACAUGAUUUGAAAAUAUAUAUAUAUAUAUAUAUUAAUAUAUAUUUUUACUGGCUUAUGAUACUCUUCAACAUACAUAGAGUAUAAAGAUUAUAAUCGUCACGUAAAUGUUAUUAUACACAGAAUAUAUAUUUUUUUGUUUUUUUUUUUUUCAAGACACAUAUCAAGUUUUACGUUGGAAUUUUGACAAUCAGUAAGCUUUCAUUAAUAUUUCUCAAGAAUAUGUAAUGCAAACAUUUAUAUAAUAUUUACUCAUGAUUCAUUUAUGAUUUUUAAAUAGAGAGUCCGUAUGUUGAAAAAGAUAAGAAUUGCACAUAUAGUAGAUUAAACUAUCAAACGACUUCAAUUGAAUUUUUUCUAUGGAAUUUGAUUCUAGUACGUUGUGAUAUUAAUGACUGACUUCCCGGUGUAAACUAUGUAAAAUCGCGAAAUUCAAGAUUGUAAAAAUUAAUUUUUAUCGUUUAUAAAACUUGUACUUAUCACAAAGAAAAUGUUUCUUUGAUUUACUUCACUCUUGUGAAGUGUGUGGUUACAAGUAGACAAAUUGCAAUCUAAUCACUUGUACGGAGACACAUCUCUUAUUUUUAACCCUCAGUAUACACAUUAUGUCUAAGUUCCUAUUUAGCCACACAUGGGUUAGCGUAACCCGACGUUUUCUUUUGCUUAUAACUCGAGCUGUAAUCAAUCAAUCAUUUUGACGACUUUUUUCUUCUAUCGAUAGCCCAUCAUCUCAAAAAAAAAAAAA